CCGGCUCGUGGAGUGUGUUUUUCUUUACUCGUUUUUUUUUAAAUGAAAGUAUUGGGUUAGGCUUUGCCAAUUUUGUUGUUUAGAUUAAGAUGAAAUAGUAUUCAUCAGCGUUAAAUAAAUAUUCUCACAAUAAAUUUAUUUUGUGUUUUCUCCUAUCACUACACUUACAAUUUCCAAAUAACAGAGGAUAUUUACAGAAAAUAUCGAUGGCUAAUGCACUUCGUAGUGCUGCAACAGAUUCGAAAAAUGAAAGAGAAAGUGGGGAUGAUUCGGAUGAUGAGAAUGAAAAUUUAGAAGAGAGCCCUUGUGGACGAUGGUUAAAACGAAAGGAGGAGGUUCAGCAACGAGAUAUACCUGGUAUUGAUAUUGCUUAUCUUGCUAUGGAUACAGAAGAAGGAGUAGAAGUUGUUUGGAAUGAAAUACAGUUUUCAGAACAAAAAGAUCUUAGGAAUCAAGAGGGCAAAAUUCGGGAUAUAUUCGACAGCCUCAUCCAACUUGAGCAUCCAAAUAUAGUUAAAUUUCAUAAGUAUUGGAUUGACAAAGAAUCAGAGAAACCUAGAGUUAUUUUUAUAACAGAGUAUAUGUCAAGUGGCUCUCUAAAGCAGUUUCUUAAGAAAACAAAAAGAAAUGUCAUCAAGUUACCCCUUCAGGCAUGGAAACGAUGGUGUUCUCAGAUUUUAUCUGCUUUAAGUUACUUGCAUUCUUGUUCCCCUCCUAUAAUCCACGGCAAUCUCACAUGUGAUUCAAUUUUCAUCCAGCACAAUGGAUUGCUUAAAAUUGGUUCGGUUGCACCUGAAGCAAUUCAUCAUCAUAUUAAAACAUGCCAAGAAGAUCUGAAAAAUAUCCAUUUCUUUGCCCCAGAAUAUGGCCUUAAAACACUUUCCGUGGUAGCUCCAGCUGUUGAUAUAUAUGCAUUUGGCAUGUGUGCUUUGGAGAUGGCUGCACUAGAAAUAGUUAGAAGUGGAGAAAAUAUGAGUCAUGUAACAGAAGAUUGUGUCAGUAAGACGAUUGAGUCACUUGAAAAUCCUUUGCAAAAGGAUUUUAUAUUGAAAUGCUUAAAGAAAAAUCCUUCAGAAAGACCAACUGCUAGGCAGUUACUAUUUCAUCCUGUAAUAUUUGAAGUUCACUCCUUGAAACUUCUAAGUGCUCAUGUCAUUGUGAAAGCUGAAUUAUAUCAACCUGACCAAUUAACUGAGGAAGCUCUUCAGACGAAGUAUAGUCUCCAGAGUGAUAUUUUAGCAUUUGUGCCAUAUAAAGGGGGAAAACCUGGUCCUUCAGUGUCACGGAGUGGAGCUAAGAAGUUAGAAGUGGAGAAGUUCCUGGAUGAUGUUAGAAUUGGAAUCUACCCUUUAACUGCUUAUGUUGCUAUACAUCAUUCUGGUGACAUAAAGAAAGUGGGUUCAUCUGAAGCAUACGAGCUUGAAACUAGAAGAAUAGUCAAUAUCAUGUGCAACGUUAGACCACAGGAAGAUAGUCAGAAUUUGCUGAUGACUAUUCUUUUGCGAAUGGAUGACAAAAUGAAUAGGCAGCUAUCAUGUGAGGUUUCUCUCAAUGAUACCCCAUUUGCAUUAGCAGAAGAGCUUGUUUAUCAUGGAUUCAUUAACCAUGCAGACUGCAAUAUGGUUGCAAAAUUAAUCAGUGAGAAAUUAAGUGGGAAAUACAUUCCUGAUCUUCAAGGCAUGGCCCCAAGUGAUAAAGAUACAUUGAGCCAAUAAUUGAUUGACAAAAUGUACAGCAAUUAUUGUUCAAAUUUUCUGUGCCAUGUAUUUAUUUCAUGUAUACUGCUUUCCUCUAAAGCAUUUAAUGUGAUUGUUUUUAUGUAAACCAGUUUUCAAAAACGGUAUGAAAUAUUAACCUUAAAUGUUGCAGCUACGUUUUGAUAAUAAUUUUUGCAUAUUUGAUAGAAUGAUAUACAUGAAUAAUUAAACUACUUUUUAAAGGUUGAAUUUUAAAUUAUUUUAAGAAGAAAGAUCAAUGAUUCAUGAAAAUCAUUGUUGAAAUAACUUAUAUAACUUUUUCUCCACUUAUAUUCAUUUAUAACCGGGGAAAAAAGUUGUUAUAAUGCUUUUGUAGAAUUUUUAAUAUAUGUUGGAAGAUAGCAUUUUGUCUUUUUGUAUUGUAAAUUUCUUCUUUGUAUAUGUAAACUUGAAAUCUAUGAAAGUUAAUCAUGAAAUAUAUUUUAGCCUUCUUCCCUUCCAUCUUUUCUCUUUUUAGAGUCGGCAUUACAGGUAUUAAACUCGCAUUCAUGGAACUUUGAAACAUUGUUGUUUAAAGAGCUUAUUUAUUAAUUGACUUGUAUGUCACAUCAAUGUUUCUUUGAUAGUUCUAUUAAUGACUUGUAUCUUUCGAAAUAGAGCUGACGAAAUUUUUACGAAAUAUAAUUUAUAUUUUUUAACAUUUGAUACACGACUAUUUUCCCAUGAAAAAGGUGCCAUUCUAAAACUAUUGAGAAUAAAGAAAGAAAAUGUUUUAUUACAAUUCAUUUUUUAAUAUUUUACGUAAUUGUUGACUGUUUAAAGCAAGUAAAUUUUAGUUUUAUUUAUUUGUUGGGCUUUGCUUUAACAAAUUUAAAGUUCUUUAAUCUCAUUUGAAAUGAGCUCGAAAAUUUUUAAUAUAUGAAGCAAAAUAUGUUGAGAAAGUUUUAAAAGUUGUUAAAGGAAUUGUGUUGUUUCUUGUGUUAUCUGUUAUUGUUGCUUAUAAACAUUUCAUAUUAUA
This is a messenger RNA of Argiope bruennichi, 2715 nucleotides long. Its product is annotated as nuclear receptor-binding protein-like. Gene Ontology annotation, cellular component: cytoplasm; endomembrane system. NCBI's taxonomy places the organism in Eukaryota, Metazoa, Arthropoda, Arachnida, Araneae, Araneidae. Gene Ontology annotation, biological process: endoplasmic reticulum to Golgi vesicle-mediated transport; protein phosphorylation; intracellular signal transduction. The record is from RefSeq and is a predicted model, not a curated record. Gene Ontology annotation, molecular function: ATP binding; protein serine/threonine kinase activity. The coding region runs from base 207 to 1715 and encodes 502 amino acids. The transcript is spliced from 13 exons.